This is a messenger RNA of Phalacrocorax carbo (great cormorant), 4049 nucleotides long. Lineage: Eukaryota; Metazoa; Chordata; Aves; Suliformes; Phalacrocoracidae. The record is from RefSeq and is a predicted model, not a curated record.
GGAGGGUGCCAGCAUGGCUCUGGAUUUCCUUGCGGGAUGCGUGGGCGGUGCUGCCGGAGUGCUGGUGGGACACCCAUUUGACACUGUUAAGAUGACAGAUAAGCCUCAUCACGGGAGAGUUACCUAGUAAGUAUAGCCCAGGUGAACACUUCUGUUUCUCUCAGUCUUAAUUUAUUCCCAAAUGUAUUAGUUCAAAUAAAGGUCUAAAAGACUUAUGAAGCUUUUUCCCUUUAGUUUUAAACUGAUGUGUCCCUCUUCUACAGCUAUGGCAUGGAGGGAGCGGGGUUUAAAUAUCCCUUUUUUUAUUUUUAAUGUAAAGUCUUACUCUGAAUCUUCUUUCUGGCAUGUAUCUCUGGCUAUACACACUUCCACACACAGUGGCUCUAAAACAGAACCUCAGGCACACUGUUGUGAAGGUUUUACCCACUACAUAUCCUUGGAGGACAUUUUCUUGCUCAAACACUUCUAAAUCACUUACUUUGCACAUUAUUAAAUAUUUGGACUGUUUUGGGGUGUGGUAGUUCAGAGUUUUUUUUAGUCUUGAGUAACUUUAUGCAAGUCUUUAGUGAUGUGAAAUUACAGUGUGUUUACUAUUUGACCUAAAACCCUAGUAACAGUAGCUUUAAAUAAAAAGGAAGCAAGAAUAUUGUGCAACAAAUACAAUAGAGGGUUAAACUUUGCACAAGUCAUUCUUCCCAUAGUUGUACAUGCUAAGAAAGAGCUUGCCUAAUAUGGCAUUAAUAUCCAUAAAGUUUCAUACACAUGCAUUGCCUGACCAGGCAGGUUGCUAGUGGGGGUAUCCCUAUGUGGUCAUCCCUUGCUCAAAUAAGAGAUCUGUCUUUUGUUCCUAGACCUGGAGUGCCAGUACUUAACUUUCUAAAUAUUUUAUUCCACAACAAAGCCUAAUUGGUCAAUACUUGACAAAUUAUUUAGACAAAAAUAGCGGUAGCUGUAUGCCACUAGGGAAUACAACCUAUAUAGAAUAUGACUAACUCUGAACUACUGAAGACAAGCAUAUAGAGAAGUCAAAGUAAGAAUUCUACAAUUCUCCCAUGCCCAUACAUGUGGAAGCCCCCUGACUUCACAGCUAGGGUUUGAAAUAUUAGCAAUAAACAGUAAAUAGAAUAAACCCUUCAUUUUGUGCAAUUCUGACACCUUGUUAAGGUUUAUGUUGCUUGUGGGUCUGCUGCUUGAGCAGUUUUAACAAUCUGCCUGCCCUCCAAACAUCACUUUGAGUAACAAAGGAAUUAUUUUCUUGGAAUCCCACCACAAGACUAUUUUUAACUCUGAGAAGUUUUAAAUUGCUGUUCCAUCUUGGAAGACCUGAGGUGAUCUCAGCCUCCCAGUACAGCUAGCAUACUCAAAAAACCACAGAGAACUAAAGUUUUGAUUUACAAAGCAUAAAAUGACAUGUUGUAGAAUAGAACAAAUACUGAAACUGUAAGUAAUUUAUUCUUUGCCUUAAAGAAAGCUAACCUGUAUAUAGAAUUCUGACAAACCAUGUCCCAGAUCCUUUUCUAGACCCACAUCAUCUUACAGGUCUUUCACUGUUGUGCUGAUGUGUUUAUCACUCUUUGCCUAAAGUAAUAAUAAAUAUUUUAAAGUCAGGAAUCUUUCACACAGACCUGAUAAUAUUUUCUUUUGUUCACAGUAAGAGUCUUGAGGUUUUUUGCCCUGGAGUUGCAGCAGCAGCAUUAAAUGGUUGAUAAGCAUCUUCUCUGAGAAAUGUUGCAGCCCUCCAUGCUGGAGAUCAAAGACAGAUUUUUAACUUCCCCAAUCCAGUGAAACCAAUUUACUGAGUUUAUUGCAGCAUACAGGUUUCUGUGAACUAGGUAGUCUUGAGGCUUUUUUUUGUUUUAAGUGUGCUGAGGAUAAAUUAGCAGGAAAACACAGAAUUGGACAUUCCCAUUAAAGGUUAAAACACACCUAGGAAAAAGGCCAGUUACAGUAGCAGCUACCUGUCCGGCAGAACAUACCUCUUCAGUUAGUUGGUUACUAACAUUAAAGGUUUGAAACAGCCACACCCUCACAAAUUGUGUUCAGCAGAUUAAAAAAAAAUAGACUAAAAUUGAAACGGACAAGUGGCUUUUUAUUCCUUUCUUUAUGCAAAGUAAGACAUCUUAAGAGUCACUUCCCAGCUACCCUCUGCAAAAAAUCAUAUCUCAGUGAAGGGUACCACGUCUGGUAGCCAGAAACACCGUGGGUGGCGUUGUUGAAAGUUUCCAUCCUUUUCAAAAUUAUCCUUAUUUCAUGCUUGACUUGUAAAUAUAUUUUUAUAAAAUUCUGUCAUGUUUGUGCAGAUACUUGCUAGUGUGAACAGAAGUAUUCUUGGCAGCUAAGAAAGUACUUGUUGUAGCCAGUACUGGAAAACUUCAAUCUAAAAAUCUAGGUAACAGUGUACCCUACUGUACUUCCACAUACUGUUUUUCUAAUAUUCACAAGAAGUUAACAAUCCUCCUCCCUUCAUGUUUUCACCCCCAAAAGUUAUCUUUAAACAACUUAGAGUUAUUUUGAGAUUAUUUUGUCACAUAUGGCAUUCCAGUCUACAGGCUGUGCUUUUGCAUAUACAUUACUAUAGCAAAUCUCCAUAGAUGUACAAGACACUAACUUACCAAUUAGGCUGUUCUUGACAUGCAAAUCAGUAUCUCAUACAACUUUUUAUAGGUUCGUCUACAAGUUCAAAAUGUAGAGAAACCUCUCUACCGUGGGACCUUCCAUUGCUUUCAGUCCAUCAUCAAGCAAGAAUCUGCUUUCGGACUCUAUAAAGGUAUUGGGUCACCAAUGAUGGGACUUACCUUCAUUAAUGCGCUUGUGUUCGGCGUACAAGGAAACACACUUCGUGCUCUUGGAAAAGACACUCCUCUAAACCAGUUCCUUGCAGGGUCAGCAGCAGGGGCAAUCCAGUGCAUCAUCUGCUGUCCCAUGGAAUUAGCAAAGACAAGAAUGCAGCUUCAAGGAACAGGUGAAUACAAACUAAAAAUGAAGAACUACAAAAAUUCUCUGGAUUGUUUGAUCAAAAUCUAUCGAAAGGAAGGGCUGAGGGGUAUCAACAGGGGCAUGGUCUCUACGUUCAUAAGAGAGACUCCAAGCUUUGGCUUUUACUUCCUGACCUAUGACUGCAUGACCAGGUAUUUAGGCUGUGAAGCUGAAGACAGUUACGUUAUUCCCAAACUGCUGUUUUCGGGGGGGAUGUCAGGAAUUGUGUCCUGGCUCUCCACCUAUCCUGUGGAUGUGAUCAAAUCCCGGCUUCAGGCUGACGGAGUUGGAGGCGUUACACAAUACAAUGGCAUUUGGGACUGUGUGCGAAAGAGUUACCAUGAAGAAGGCUGGAGGGUGUUCACAAGAGGUCUUACUUCCACACUUCUCCGUGCUUUUCCUGUCAACGCAGCUACCUUUGCUACUGUCACUGUGUUCCUAAUGUAUAUGAAGUCAGAAGACAACCUUCGUGAAUGUGAACCAGGUCCAGUAAUCCAGCAGCCUUCCAGUCUGUGAACAUUAUGUUUGUUGUCCUGAUCCAAAGCCUGUCUGGUUGGGCGUUUUCAAACGUAAACACCUGACCUGCACAAGUGGUGCAAAUAUAUGCUAUCUGUAUAAAGAAUUCCUAAAUGUGUCAAAUUAGGAUUUCAUCUCAUUACUUGUAUGAACAGUAUAUUGCCUUAUUAAGGACUUCAUAUCUAGUAGUAUCCAAGUAAGAUGGGGACCUGCCUUUAGAAAGUACUGUACAGUUACUGUUGUGGCUCCAGAAGAGGAUCUGGAGAAUGUCGUACCAGAAAUCAGGUUUUCUUCCACUCAUGUUCUGAAUGACUGAGUUGAGUCAAAUGCAGAAGUGCUUUCAGAAAAUAUUUCUUUUUGUAUGUAACAGGAGUUAGUAUAGUCCUCCAAGGUGAAGUAGGGGAAAGAAAUUGAAUGUUGGAGGCAUUUUGCAGGUAACCCUGAACUGUUUAAGACAUGGACUAGCAUUCAGCUAGCCAUGUGAUUUUCUUUUCCUCUGCUUUUGUACGUCAGUGGUUUUAGUAGCAACUUUGUUUAUACUGGUUUGCUGGGGGGGG